UAGCAGCUGCAUUGCUCACUCUCUCUCUCUCUCUCUCCUCUCCUCUCUCCUCUCUCCUCUCUUUCCCCUCUCUCCAUUCUUUCCUGUUCAGUACAUCUCUGACUAUUUGGGGACAUUAAAAGAUUGCAGGAUGCCAUGAGGAAUGUCGUAUUUCCGCAGUCGAUGUUUUCUCCAGCGAAUGUGGGACAUAAUUUAGCUGGCGACAUGGGAGACUUGGAGUCGGGUUAUGAAGAGGUGGAUGGCGUGAGACUUGGCUAUCUUAUAAUUAAAGGGAAGCAAAUGUUUGCCCUUUCACAAGUGUUCACCAAUCUGCUGAAAAACAUACCCAGGACAACGGUGCACAAAAGGAUGGAUCAUCUGAACGUGAAGAAACACCACUGCGAUUUGGAGGAAUUGAGGAAACUCAAGGCGAUACAUUCUAUCGCUUUUCACGCAGCCAAAUGUACUCUGAUAUCUCGGGAGGAUGUUGAAGCCUUGUACACGUCGUGCAAGACUGAACGAGUUCUUAAAACCAAGAGGAGAAAAAUUAACCGAACCUUGUCAGCAACCCAAAUCAGACAGGAGAAAACCCCCCCUGAUCCCUACUCAAGUUUUUUCAAGGAGAACAAAGUUUGGUUGAGUUUGAAUGGAAAACCCCAGCCCUUGGCUGGGAAGAGCAAAGCUUUGCAAGGAGACGUCAGUUCGCUCCCGGCGUCCGAUCUACCUCAAUUCUACAGCAAAUUCACCAGCCACAGCUACACUGAAAUGGUGCGAUCGCAUUGCAAAACCCCCGAAAACUAUGAAACUGCCGAAAUAUCGAGCAAUUAUGUAGCAUUUCACACGAAUCACUCGUUAUUCCGGAGCAUGAUUUGCAGACAUCCCGUGUUCUACCAAUCCUCCCUCGCCUAUCAUCCCAAGUCUCCCAGCGCCACCGGCUUGACUUAUUAUUUCAGAAGGAAAAGUUCCUGCGAAAUCUCUCAGAAACACUCGGGGAGCCUGAGCUCCGCCAGGCGAGUCCUGUUGGCGACAGCUGCCCCCAAAUCCUGCAAAGCGAAAGGGGGGGAUCAGGGCUUGAAUAAAUUUCACAUCGCCAGCGGAUUGUAUUGCAACCACGGGACGUUGCAAGAGAGCUGCAGCAGCGACUCGGAAUCCAGCUCCUUUUCUGAUCGCAUUGACAACGACUCGGACUUCGGGUCAAGCUUGUCCAGUUCCAGCAACUCGGCUUCUUCAGACGAUGAGGAAGACUCGCUGUCGGACUCCUCCGAUGUGACCUCCGCCAGUGACGAGGACAGCUCGUCCGACUCUGAUUCCAGCUCCGUUUCAAGCCAAGUUUCCAUGCAAAGCAUAAGAUUCAGGCGCACCAGUUUCUCGAGCAGCUCCAGCAAACCCCUGGUCCUGUCGCAGCCGACUUUCCACUACCAAUUCCAAGCCAAAAACAACGUGGUGUUUGACACAGCUGCCGGUGGAUUCCUGGAGGGGAAACCCUCCCAUUGUAAUUUAAAGUCCGCGUCCAUCGUGAAAAGGAACGAGCUGAACUGUACUAACAAGCCACACAGCGUGUGCUGUUCUGCCGGCUCUGUGAGUUGUUUUGCUGAGCUAAGUAACGACAGGCUAUCAGAAAUCGCAUUCCCCCACUCCGAAAUAUCACAUUAUCUAAGGAGGACUGAAUCGACAAUUAACUGUGUUAAAGAGAGGGGGGGCGCACCGAGCCCACAGGGAAACACUGACUUUCCACAACAAAGAACAUUAACAGAGGCGAAGGAAUGCCUGGAAGCAUCUAUAUCACACUGUGCAGAAGACAACGAUGUGGCAAUAGUUUCUGAACCGGCAGAGCACGAUCCUGCACCAGCAGCAAACGCGGAAAAAGAAUCGAAAAUCGGCAACUUCAUCAAACUCUCCUCGGCUCUCCAGAGGUUAAACGCGGAUAACAGCAAAGGCCCCGCGGUCCAAGAUCAGGGUAACGAUGCGGAGAUGGGGCAGACAAUUCUGCACAAUGUUACAGUCAAACUGGAAGAAAAUAGCUGCGAAGAAGAGUACGGAGGCGUCACUCAACAGCCUCGAAAGAAACUAACGUACGGGUGCAAUGUCUCCAAGCCAGCAGUCACCACUUUAAGAGAAAGCAAAACGCGAGCCUGUUUCCUGACAAGAGCGCAGGAAAGUUGUACGUGCACUGAAAAAGCCACCACUUCCCAAACCGUACCCGGACCGAGCGAGGAACUUCAACGCACUUUAAGCGCCCCGGUGUUAGAGGACUACGAGUUUCGAAACGGUGCUCGAAUCAGAAGGAAUUACAGGACUCUGGUGUUGGGGAAACAGCAGACUUUGCAGAGCGCGUCAGUCAAAACACUUGUGAAAUCAGAGAAUCCGCGGCUUACAGGUAAAACAGAUGUGCAUGAAGGAACACUGGAAGAAUUUGCUGGUGCAAGUAAACGUAAGCGAGUAGCCAACGGUGUAGCAUCUUUAGUGAAAAAGCCAUUUAAUUUCAUGGCAAAUUUUCCCUCUCCACCGUCACUAAUUAUUGGCAAGGAUGGAGAUCUGUGCCCUGCCUAUUCACUGAACACUACUAAGGAUCCCGAUUCACCUCAGAAGGCCCAUCCUGUGUGGAAAUGGCAGCUGGGAGGUGCUCCUGUACCUCUCCCGCCUAGCCAUAAAUUCAGAAGGUUUAACGUGUAAAAUGGAUAUUUUUUGGGAUGGCCAAACUUCUCCACGAGCACAUUUACACUAAAGCAGCACACUCCUGCUUUUGUUUUUGUCACACAGACCCUGACCGGAUAAGCAUCUUCAAGAUCCAGCAACAUUUCAUCAAUACUGGAAAAAUGUUUUUUUUUUAAAAAAAACACACAAAAAUCCCAAACGUUUUCAGUGUGGAUAGGUCUCUGUUUGAUUUGCCAAACGCCACUGUCCGCUGAUCAAGACAUUCCACACCACCACACUUUUUUUCUGAACUACUGAUGUCACUUUGAGGUUGUUUUACGGCUGUUUUCGAAGAGUUAAAUUAAAAUGAUACUAAAAUGUUCAAAUGAUAAGCCAGUACCUGCAGAAGAUUAACUGCAAAAAUUGUACGUCAAAAAAUCGACAUAGUGAAAUGUUAGAAAUGAGCCAUUAA
Callorhinchus milii (elephant shark) is the source of this 3085-nucleotide messenger RNA. It is a transcript of the gene skida1, whose product is annotated as SKI/DACH domain containing 1. The coding region runs from base 136 to 2652 and encodes 838 amino acids. The record is from RefSeq and is a predicted model, not a curated record. The transcript has 2 exons. NCBI's taxonomy places the organism in Eukaryota, Metazoa, Chordata, Chondrichthyes, Chimaeriformes, Callorhinchidae.